GCUAAGACCAAUGACGCCCGGCUCGAUCGUAUUUUGGACGAAAGUACCCUCCCCGUGCAGUAUUUCCUUGGUUGCUUAAAUGCCAUCGCAGCCGAACCGUCGCCUGCAUGCAUGCAAAUACUCACGCGUAGCUUCUUCCUUGCUGCAUGCAGACCGUCGCCGCGUGCAGUCCCAUUCAAAUACUCCGCGCAAAUACUCCGUGCCCAGCUCCAUGCAAAUACUCCGCGCCAUACAAAUACUCCGCGCCCAGCUCCGCGCCAUGCAAAUUCUCUACGCCCAGCUCCGCGCCCAGCGGCAUGAAAAUUUAGGCCGUAGCCAUGGCGCCCAGGAAAGUUUUUUGAUUUCUUCCAUGGCGCCGCAAAAGUGCAGUAUAAAGAGAAGACAUUUAGUUGGGCAAUUUGAUCCAUAGAACCACUCGCUCCUCCUUUCUGUCUUCCAAUGGCGAAUUUUGAUCUAAACAAUCCGAUAAACUUUGAGGAGAUCGACCAGCCUACUCAUCCAGUCAUCGACUUAAACGUUGAUCUGAUGUGCGAUGAUGCUAGUGUUGAAGGUGUGUUUGUAUCCAUACAGCUGCUUACUUUCAAGUUCAUUGCUUUAAUUUGAUCGAUGGUUCUCUCUUCUCCUCCUUCUUUGCACGAACAGAUGGACAAGCCCAAAGUGCUGUCGCCGGCGAGGUUCACGGCGUCCAUGCACAUAGAGAAGAGGCCGGUGCUGGUUUUGUCGCAAGGCGCGGGCAAGUCGGUGCUGGUGUUCACGCGGGCCAAGUGCGCGCUCGGCUCGGACUCGCCGGACGCGGUCGUGGCGCUGGUUUUGACGCAUGCAACGGGCACCCCGGUGAUGGUGUCCUCGCCGGUCUCGGAGUCGCCAGGAGCAGCGCCCACGGGCAAGACGUUGCUGGUGUUCACGCCGCACCGGUGCGCGCAAGGCUCGGACUCGCCGGACGCGGCCGCGGAGCAGGUUUUGACGCAGGCAGCGGGCACGCCCGUGUUGGUGUUCACGCCGGACGCGUGCGGGCCAGGCUCAGACUCACCAGGCGAGGACGUGGCGACUGCGGAGUCACCAGUAGCAGUGGUCAUUUGAACGAGGAACCCACAAACGACAAACACACAAACGAAGCCGAGUUGAACCAUGACGCCGAGGAACACACAAACGGGCAUGAAAUGAGUACUUUGGGCGAAGAUCAAGAAGAAGAUCAUGCUCAAAUAGACGAGGUCAAUGUUGAACAUGGUGAAGCCGGGCAUGAAA
Molecule: messenger RNA, 1245 nt
Organism: Phragmites australis (common reed)
Lineage: Eukaryota; Viridiplantae; Streptophyta; Magnoliopsida; Poales; Poaceae
Exons: 3
Coding region: 607-1080 (157 amino acids)
Source: RefSeq, a predicted model, not a curated record